AUGACGGUGUAUUCACCAAACGUCAGUUGUGACGGAUCAUACGCAAGCAUAAAAAAUACAUGUUAGAGCUGAAAGCUUCAAUUCAGUCAUUAACUCUCGCAAUGUAGCCGUUUGAGGAUUGUAUUUUUGGUCAGAUUCUAGAUGGCUUGAAAUCACAAGCGGUGCUUCAUCUCACCAUGAUGGUGAGCACCACGAUGAUGCUGAUAAUGGGUAGCAUGAUGAACCCAAUGUUCACAUUCACCAUGACGUUGUUGGUGUUGAAGGAGAGAAUUUAACUCAUGUCAAUGACGCUAUUGAUGAUGAUGUGGUAGGGGAUGUGACCCUUCAAUCAGUUGAUGCUGAAGGAGACCAUGUUUCUUAGGUUGAUGCAGUUGUCGAUGCAUCUGCGAGAAGGGAAGGGGACCUUCACUUAAUUAAGGUUGAAAGUGACCAUGUUCCUCAAGUCGAUGCAAUAGUCGAGAUAGCUAUGUGAUGGGAUGGGAACCUUGCAUCAGUUCAUGUUGAGGGGGACCAUGUUCCUUAUAGCACUCCUGAAGGCAGCAUGUCACGGUUGUCAUCACCAGAGUUGUCUGAUGUCUAUCAUCGUGAAACACUCAUUUCAAACCCAACUAAAUAGGCACAUGUCAAAAUGGCUAGCAAAUACAUAGCAAACUCGUACGUCUACCCAUCAAUGAGUCGUCGAGAUCUGAAAAACUCAAUGGUGGAAGUGUACGAAGCUUUCAAGAAAGACGAGUGUGCGAGCGUCAAGAUCUUAGGGGAUCAAGGGGUUGAAUUUUUCACAACAUUAAAGGAUCUCAAAGAGGGAAUGACAAGUGAACAAAUUGACGCAUCCCUCAGCAUACUAUGUAAGCGAAUGAUAGGAUCAAAGUCUAAGUUGUACAACACUCGUGCAUGCGUGGUUGAUACGAUAUUCUUCACACCAUUCGUACACUAUACACAGCAUAUCCAAUUGAAGAUGGACGGUAUACUAUGGAAAUUUCAGAUGGGUUGCGAGGUUAUGUGGAGGGUGAUAAGCCGACAUACGGGAAAAAAUGGAAGAUGUCGAUUUCUUUCUCAUACUUUGCAAUGUGGGUGGGCACUAGGUGGUUGCGAAGAUCAACUUGGUCAAGUGGACAAUUAAGGUGGUGGACUCCGCAAGAACUUUGGCUGCUAAGGAUAACGGAGUGCGUACGGCUCAGAUGACAUCUCUUACGAGGAUGAUGCCCAUCAUCUGCCACCAAUUUGGUUAUUUCAACAAAACGCGUCGCAAGACACUAGAUUCCACGCCGAUGCCAUUGGAAAUUCAUUUACCAAAAGCAUUGGUGCAUUGUCAGAAUGAUAGCGUCAACUGUAAUAUGUUCACCAUAAGGUACAUUGAUGAUAUUUUGCAAUAGGAACUGAUUAGAGUUAAGCAGAAUAUUAUUGCUAAUAUGUGUCACCAAUACGCUCUAGAAAUUUUUAGCAACAGUUGUGAGAGCGAAUCCUAAACCCUAGCGCCAUGAACAUAU
Molecule: messenger RNA, 1487 nt
Organism: Theobroma cacao (cacao)
Lineage: Eukaryota; Viridiplantae; Streptophyta; Magnoliopsida; Malvales; Malvaceae
Source: RefSeq, a predicted model, not a curated record